CCUAAUUCGACGCCAAUUGAUGCCCAAAGAUGCCUAGAACAUCAAAUGACAUUGACUAUGUCAAAUGGAAAGAUCCUCGCACAAAAACAGCCAAAGAACCGCCUCUCAAGCCGUGGCCUAUGCCCGAAUUCUCUCCCCUACCUAUCAAUGAUUGGUAUGAUCCAGGAGAGGCCUGUGUAACUCCAGGUCUUAAUCGGCAUAACCCUAUGGCCCUUUUUAAGCUAUUCUUCACUAAUGAAAUAAUGGAUAAGAUGGUGCAGUGGACGAACAAGUACGCUGAGCAGCACUAGCCCACGGAGGAAGAGGCACCUGCAGGGAGAGGACGGAAAUAGAGGCCUACAAAUAGGCAGGAGCUCUACGCCUAUUUUGGAACCCUAAUUUAUAUAGGAAUCAC
Molecule: messenger RNA, 394 nt
Organism: Mytilinidion resinicola
Lineage: Eukaryota; Fungi; Ascomycota; Dothideomycetes; Mytilinidiales; Mytilinidiaceae
Exons: 1
Coding region: 30-290 (86 amino acids)
Source: RefSeq, a predicted model, not a curated record